This is a messenger RNA of Telopea speciosissima, 1921 nucleotides long. RefSeq names its product protein PHYTOCHROME KINASE SUBSTRATE 4-like. The coding region runs from base 142 to 1896 and encodes 584 amino acids. Lineage: Eukaryota; Viridiplantae; Streptophyta; Magnoliopsida; Proteales; Proteaceae. Gene Ontology annotation, biological process: phototropism. The record is from RefSeq and is a predicted model, not a curated record. The transcript has 3 exons.
AUUUCAGAAGUCUAAAUUAGCUGUUAGUGCUCAGAGUUUCUUUUUUCUCCCCGUGCUUUUGUUUCUUCUCAAAGGGACAGAAAGAGAGAGGACAGAGGAGAGAGAGGACAGAGGAGUAAGGAGAGAAGAGAGUAAAGAGAGAUGGAAAAGUUUACAGUAACUGAGACCUUUAAUGGUGGCCUUUCUCAAAGACCCAUCUUUGAACAGAAUGAACCAUCUCCUCUUCCUUAUACAUCAUUUCCACCAAAUUCCCACCUCAGAGACACUUCAUUCUCUUCAUUUACCAGACCAGGAGAACCCAAACUGGUUCCUGAAGAACGUUUCAGACGGCAAAUUGAUGAUACAGAGAUAAGCAUCUUUGAUGCUGAAAAGUACUUCAAUGAAGGAAGAGAUCAGAAAGAGAAGAAGCAGACUUCUACUGUGACUGUAAAUCUUGAUAGAAUUCCUGACAGAAGGUCUUCUCUGUCUACAGUUUCAAGGCUUUCUUCUUCUAUUUCAUCUGUUGAUGGUUAUGGGAGAAAUUACAAAAGUGGAUCCUUCCAUGCAACACCAACAGCUUCAUCUGAAGCUAGCUGGAACAGCCAAUCUGGUUUGUUGUCAAUUCCACCCGGUUCUUCAAUUGCAGUUUCUAUGAGAAAUCUACCUUUGGAUGGGAAGAGAAGAGGAAUUUCAAGCAAGUGGUUCUUUGGGACAAGAUGUCCUUGCUCUGGUAAGAAAUCUGUUCAAGUGGACGAGAAAUUAUCAAAUCCCAAGAACCCAUUUCAUUCAAAUGGUAGUUCAAACAGAUCUUUCAAUCCCAAGAAACAGAGCUCUAAAUCAGGAGAAGUUGCUCCUGCAGAUAGAGUAGCCAAGGAGAAAGCAAAGGUGUUUGAUAAAAACAUUAUAAUCGAUGAAAGGACAGAACUGAAAUCAGUGUCUGGGAACCAUUUGUCAUCGCCAGAGUCCGGUCACCGAAUAGUCUCUUCCAAUUCCGCCGGAAGGUUGGUUACUGAAGGUGGUGGUGGCUUCUCCUUCCCUAUACUAAAUCCUCCUGUGCUCCUCCCCAAUGGUGGGAAAUUGGCAAUUCAGCUGGAAGACCCACCUAGCAGGGAAUCACUAGAGGUCUUCCAACCAUCAGAAGAAUCAGUGGUAAGGAAGUCUACAGAGCUUCAACGGCAGAUGCUGAUGUCAUUUGCCGGCAACAGUGAAAGCCAGAGCUUUACUUUCCCGGCAAGUCCGAAAACUCGAGCAACUAUUGGAGAUGAUGAUGUAGCAAGUGACACAAGCUCGGAUUUAUUUGAAAUUGAAAGCUUCUCAACUCAGACAACAAUGUAUCCAUUGUAUCAUCACCAGAGAGAAGCCUUCGAUGAAUUCUCAAGCAAUGAUGGAACGCGAAUUCUUGGACAUGGUAAUGGAAUGUUACAGUUCCGGCGGAGCAUUGAUGGGACUAUGACCCCUUCAAUUGCACCAACUGAAUUUUAUGAGCCUAGUGAGAUUAGUGUUGAUUGGAGUGUUACAACCGCUGAGGGGUUCGAUCGGAGAAGUGUCACAAACUUUUCAACUGCAACAUCAGAGUAUGAGGAUUUCAGGUUCAAAGUACAGAAAGAAUCAGAGAAGAUUAUUGCCAAUGGUGGUGGUGGUGCUAGUAACAUUAGAAGGAAGGGAAAUGGAUUGUUGAGCUGCAGAUGUGAGAAAGCAGUGAAUGUAGGUCCUCAUCCAGUGAAGCAAUUACCCGAUCAAUGUCGUGCCGGUGGUGUCGGUACUCCGGCGACUGUCCUAGUUGAAUCAUGUCAAAUUCCGGCGACGACGUCGAGGUUGGCAAAUUUAAGUUCAAUGCACAAGGCAAGGGCUUCUGGUAAGCCACCUCUAGCAAGGUCUAAUUCUGCUCGCAUGUCUCAUGCCUUCAUUACACAAUAACCAGGUUGUAGGGAUAGUAUUGUAA